This is a messenger RNA of Sorex araneus (European shrew), 789 nucleotides long. Its product is annotated as granzyme A. Lineage: Eukaryota; Metazoa; Chordata; Mammalia; Eulipotyphla; Soricidae. The coding region runs from base 1 to 789 and encodes 262 amino acids. The record is from RefSeq and is a predicted model, not a curated record. The transcript is spliced from 5 exons. Gene Ontology annotation, molecular function: serine-type endopeptidase activity. Gene Ontology annotation, biological process: negative regulation of oxidoreductase activity; proteolysis; positive regulation of apoptotic process.
AUGAGGAACCCCUGUAUAUUUCUGGUAUCUUCUCUCUCCGUUGUUAUUUUUCUCCUGCUAAUUCCUCAAGGUUUCUGUGUAGAAAUCAUCGGAGGAAACGAAGUCAUUCCUCACUCAAGGCCCUACAUGGUUCUAAUUAAAAUAGACAAGAAACAGAUUUGUGCUGGAGCUUUGAUUGGAAAGAACUGGGUGCUGACUGCUGCUCAUUGUACUGUAAAUAAGAGGAGUGAGGUCAUCCUUGGGGUUCAUGCACAGGACAAAAGUGAACCGGGAAGACAAAUAAGGCAUGUGAAGAAAGGGUUCAUAUAUCCGUGCUAUGAUCCACACACACAUGAGGGUGAUCUUCAGCUUCUAAAGCUAAACAAAAAAGUAACAACUGGUAAAAACAUAAAUCUUCUUCAUCUACCAAAACAUGGGGACGAUGUGAAGCCAAACACAGUAUGCCGAGUGGCUGGCUGGGGGAGUACUCAAAACAAGUCCCCUAUGUCCAGCACUCUGAGGGAAGUCAAUGUCACGGUCAUCGACAGGAAAAUCUGCAAUGAUCCAAAGCAUUACAACUACAAUCCUGUGAUUGGGCUAAACAUGAUUUGUGCUGGAAACCUCAAAGGAGGAAAAGAUUCAUGCAAUGGAGAUUCUGGAAGCCCUCUGAUAUGUGACGGUACUUUCAAAGGCAUCACUGCCUUUGGCAUGGAAGGGAAAUGUGGAACCCCUCAGGGACCUGGCAUAUAUACUCUACUCUCGAAGAAGUACCUCAACUGGAUAAUUGAGACAAUGGCAGGGGCAGUUUAG